AUUAUUCCGCCCGUCGCCUCCUGUCUCCUUCUCUCUUCUCUUCUCUAUUAUAUCCAGAUACUCAAUUCUUCUAUCUUCUAUCCAAAACAUCUCAAAAUCUAUCAAAAUGGUUAAGGCUGCUCUCCAAAGGUCCCCUGGGACCUUGAGCAAAUUUGAGCACCUUGUGAUCCUGAGCUCCCACUCCGAGCCUAUCGGCUUAGUUCCUCUGCCACAUCCAGCUGUAAUCUGCAACGUCCCUGUUGAAUCUCACAGCUUAUUUGUUGAUUUCGUGCGAUUUGCUUCUGGGUGGGAGCUUGGGAGAUCGGGACCAGCUUCCUGGCCUUCGAUCGACCUUCUAGAAUAUGACAUUGACCUUGCUGUCCUCCGUGGUGACGCCAAGGUCGCUGGCACCGUCACCUUUGAGCAGGCUGACGAGAGCGCCCCUACCACCAUCUCCUGGAACAUCACCGGCAACGACGCCAACGCCGAGCGUGCUUUCCACGUUCACCAGUUCGGUGACAACACCAACGGCUGCACCUCCGCUGGCCCUCACUUCAACCCCUUCGGCAAGCCCCACGGUGCUCCCACUGAUGCUGACCGUCACGUCGGUGACCUUGGCAACUUCAAGACCGAUGCUGAGGGUAACGCCAACGGUGCCAUGCAGGACAAGCUCGUCAAGCUGAUUGGCGCCGAGUCCGUCCUGGGCCGCACUCUCGUCGUCCACGCCGGUACUGAUGACCUCGGCAGGGGUGGCAACGAGGAGUCCAAGAAGACCGGUAACGCUGGUCUCCGCCCCGCCUGUGGUGUCAUCGGUAUUGCCGCUUAAAUGCGCAGUUCUCCUUUAUGAUUUUCGGACUUGAUAUCCCCCCUGAAAUUGAAUUUUGGGUGAAAAGUUCGGGUAGUUCCUGGCUGGAUACAUGAAUGAAUGAUAUUUUUUUACCAUGUGUGCUUGGUUCUAGACUGAUCU
Molecule: messenger RNA, 946 nt
Organism: Penicillium canescens
Lineage: Eukaryota; Fungi; Ascomycota; Eurotiomycetes; Eurotiales; Aspergillaceae
Gene: sod1
Product: superoxide dismutase SOD1
Exons: 6
Coding region: 107-805 (232 amino acids)
Biological process (GO): removal of superoxide radicals
Molecular function (GO): superoxide dismutase activity; copper ion binding
Source: RefSeq, a predicted model, not a curated record